Molecule: messenger RNA, 1138 nt
Organism: Phragmites australis (common reed)
Lineage: Eukaryota; Viridiplantae; Streptophyta; Magnoliopsida; Poales; Poaceae
Product: NDR1/HIN1-like protein 10
Exons: 1
Coding region: 64-771 (235 amino acids)
Cellular component (GO): plasma membrane
Source: RefSeq, a predicted model, not a curated record
CAUCUCUUUUCUUUGAUUCUUUUCCCGCCAAGGAAGCCACAUGGAGUACAUCGAGCUCCUCCGAUGAUCUCCGCCUCCAUACAAAGCCGCUUCAGCCGCGAUGCAUGCGCUGCAACUGCAACAGCACCAAAGAACGCCACAAUUCCGGCGAUGGCGAACCGGGGGGUGUCCGCGGACAGCGGGCGCGCCCGCCGAGUGGCCGUUCUCCGGUGCCUCGUCGCGGCGCUGGUCGUCACCAUCCUCCUCGCAGGGCUCGUCGUGCUCGUCUUCUGGCUCGUCGUCCGGCCGAAGCCCAUCGACUACACCGUCACGCGCGCCGUGGUGCGCCAUUUCAACGUCACGCCGCCGCCCGACGCCAGGGUCAACGCGACGUUCUACCUCACCUUAACCACCGACAACCCGAACCGGCGCGUGUCCAUGUUCUACGACUGGGUCCAGUUCCAGGUGAUGUACGGUGAGGCGACGCAGCUGGCGGUCGCCGACGCGCCGGCGUUCGGCCAGCCCCACCGCAACGAGACGCGGCUGAACGUGCGCGCCGUGGCGCGGUCGGUGCCGGUCGCGGAGCAGGCCGCGCGGGAGCUGGGGCAUGACCUAGCGGCCGGCGAGGUGGCCGUCGAUGUCCGGAUGCGCGCGCGCGUCCAGUUCAAGGUCGGCGGGGUCAGGUCUAGGCACUACUCCUUGCAGGCUUUCUGCUCGUCUGUAGUCAUCGGCCUGUCGCCGUCGUCGGCACGGUCGUUCAAGAGCGUGCCGUGCUACGUCGCCAUCUCGUGAGGCAACAUGCAUGGCGCGUGCGCUCGGAUCACUAGCUAAUUGUGGUGUCCCGCAAAAAAGCUUGGCCUGGAUCAAUGGUUUGUUAGGCUUAGAUGUUUGACUAUAUUAGUAAUUUAGUAUACUUCUGUUGUGUUGUAGUAAAUCAAGCUCUAAAUGCUGCCUUCUUUCCUUUUUCUUUUCAAAUUAGUGUGAUGAGGUUUUGCCAUGUUUGAUAUAUUAUCAUGAUUGCUGUGAGUGCCAUCCCCAUUUGGGAGAGUUGAUUGCUCCUUUUGUUCAGUGUCUUAUCCGGAACAAUUCACACACUUUUUGUUUAUUUAUUCGCCGUCUGAAUUAUUAAAUUAACUUGAAGCUUGUCACUUUGUUCUAG